AAUAUUCAGUUAGGCGGAGGUUUAGAAUAUUUGUGUCGGCACGGGUGCCUGAGCUCUGUGGCUGCAGAGUGACAUGCUGGGAGCUAACUGUCAGCUCUGGGCAUAAUUGGAUAAGUGCGCCCCUCCCUUUGGACUAAUCCGCUUCUCUCUCUAAUAAUAAUCGGCUGUCAGUUCCGACUGGCAGCGUCCGCAGCGUGUAUCUAUUGCGGGCAUCCCUUCCUUCAUUCGGAAAGAUGAAUCGCAAGAACAGGAUGGGAAUUCCUGGGACGAUGCCUGCCCAUACGGAUCAUUCAGGCCAUGGUGGAGAUGACGGGGAAAGAAAGAUUUCAAAAUUCCAAAUAAACAAAUUAAGAAACUUGACUGAUGACGUGUUGGAUAGAUUUGCCAGCAUAAGAAUUCCCGGGAGCAAAAAAGAAAGGCCUUAUUUAAACAAUAUGAAAAGUUCCAGUACCAGCAGUGAAUGGGGAGUGCCUUCAGAAUAUGAUGAUUAUCCUUCAAAACAGCUGUCUGAAAAAGAGGUCCUUCCUUUGUUUGAAAAAAUGAUGGAAGACAUGAAUUUAAAUGAAGAGAAGAAAGCACCUUUGAGAGAAAAAGACUUUGCCACUAAAAAAGAGAUGGUCCUGCAGUAUAUUAGUACUGCUUCAAAAGCUGGGAGUCUCAGGAGCAGCAGACAGAUCUCACCACAGGAAUUCAUUCAUGAACUGAAAUCAGGAGCUGCAGAUGAAAGGCUUGUCUCUUACUUAGACUCCCUUCGUGUUUCUUUGACCAGCAAUCCUGUCAGCUGGGUUGAAAGCUUCGGACAUGAUGGAUUAGGAUUGUUACUUGAUAUUUUGGAAAGGAUGGUGAAUGGAAAAAGAACUGAAAAAAUAGAAAAAAGGAUUCAACACAAAGCCAUUCAGUGCCUUAAGGCAUUCAUGAAUAAUAAGUAUGGACUAGAAAGAAUUCUUGGGGAAGAAAGAAGUCUCUCUUUAUUAGCUAAAGCCAUGGAUCCCAAACAGGCUAACAUGAUGACUGAUGUUGUCAAAUUAUUGUCUGCAAUAUGCAUUGUUGGAGAGGAAAACACUCUUGAAAAAGUUUUGGAAGCCAUAACUGCUGCUGCUGAAGAAAGGGGAAUUAUCAGAUUCAGUCCAAUUGUUGGAGGUCUGCAUCAUAAUUUGAUCCAACUACAGGUCGCUUGUAUGCAGCUUAUCAAUGCUCUUGUAACUUCUCCUGAUGAUUUGGACUUCAGGCUUCAUAUCAGAAAUGAAUUUAUGCGCAGUGGAUUGAAAGAGAUAUUGCCACAACUAAAGCAUGUAAAGAAUGACGCUUUGGAUAUACAGCUAAGGGUGUUUGAGGAACACAAAGAAGAAGAUAUGAUAGAAUUUUCUCACCGUCUUGAUGAUAUACGAUCUGAAAUGGAUGAUGCUAGUGAUGUCUUCAAUAUGGUUUGGAAUUCUGUAAGAGACACAAAUGCAGAAGGAUAUUUCCUUUCAAUUCUUCAGCAUCUUCUACUAAUUCGCAAUGAUUAUUUUGCAAAACCACAAUAUUUUAAAAUAAUUGAAGAAUCCAUAUCCCAGAUCGUUUUGCAUCGAAGCGGCAUUGACCCUGAUUUUACCUACAGGAAAAGAUUAGAUGUAGAUUUUAGCUACCUUCUUGAUGUAUGUAUCGACAAAGCAAAAACUGAAGAAUUUGAAGAAAGGUUUUUUGAAAUGAGCAAGAAAUAUGAAGAAGAAUUUACAAUUCGUCAAGAGGCCCAGUCCCAACUGCAGAAAAAUGAAGAAAAAAUCAAUGAACUUCAAGCAGAAUUACAGGCUUUUAAAUCCCAGUAUGGGGCAGCAAUUGUUGUACCAGGGUCUGUGCCAGGAGAUGCUGCAAGUAAUAAGACAUCUUCCAUCGUUCCUAAACCUCCACCAGUUCCACCAUGUGGACUUGUGCCACCACCACCGCCACCACCUCCCCCUCCGCCACCUCCAUUGUUUGGAAGUGCACCUCCAGCACCCCCUCCACCUGGGUUUGGUAAUGGAAAGCUUUUUCCUCCUAUGCAAAGUCUUCCAUUUGGCUUGAAACCUAAAAAAGAAUUCAAACCAGAGGUUGUGAUGAAAAGACUGAACUGGCAAAAGAUAACACCUAAUGAAAUGACUGAAAGCUGUUUUUGGUUAACUGCAAAAGAAGAGGGAUAUGAAGAUAAAGAAUUGUUUUUCCAACUCGAAAAUACAUUUUCUUGUCAGAGAAAAGCUGUAGAAGUUGUGAAAGAUGAUGCUGCUGAAGAAAAGAUGGCUAUAAAAAAAAGGAUCAAAGAGCUUAAAGUAUUGGAACCAAAAAUAGCACAGAACCUCUCUAUCUUCUUAGGGUCAUAUCGAUUACCUUAUGAAGAAAUAAAGAAAAUUAUUUUGGAAAUUGAUGAAACACAGUUGUCAGAAUCCAUGGUUCAGAAUCUAAUAAAAAAUAUGCCUGCCCAAACUCAGCUUAAUUCACUGGCGAACUUAAAAAGUGAAUACCUCAGUUUAUCUGAACCAGAACAGUUUGGUGUUGUGAUGAGCAGUGUGAAGAAGCUCAUUCCACGUCUCAACGCUAUUCUAUUUCGUCUUCAAUUUGAGGAGCAAGUAAACAACAUCAAACCAGAUAUUAUGGCUGUCAGUGAAGCAUGUGAGGAGAUAAAGAAAAGCAAAAGCUUCGGAAAACUACUGGAGAUAGUGCUUCUUAUAGGAAACUACAUGAACGCUGGAUCUCGGAAUGCACAAACCUUUGGAUUUUGCCUCAGUUCCCUCUGCAAACUAAAAGAUACAAAAUCUGCAGAUCAGAAUACAACACUCCUUCAUUUUUUAGCCGAUAUAUGUGACAAAAGGUUUCCUGAUAUCAAGAUAUUUGUUGAAGAUGUGCAGACUGUCGAUAAAGCCAGUAAAGUCUCUGCAGAGAACCUGGAAAAGACAAUGAAGCAAAUGGAACGGCAGCUUCAGCAACUUGAAAAGGAUUUGGAGACCUUUCCCCUUUCUGAUGAUGCGCAUGACAAGUUUGUGACAAAGAUGUCCGGUUUUGCGGUGUAUGCAAGAGAGCAGUUUAAGAAGCUAUCACGGAUGUACGAAAACAUGGACAAACUCUACCAAGGACUUAUGGAGUACUAUGUCCUUGAUUCUAAGAAAGUUUCAGUGGAGGAAUUCUUCACAGAUGUAAAUAACUUCAGGACAAUGUUUAUGCAAGCGUCCAAAGAAAAUAUUCGAAGAAAAGAGGCAGAAGAAAAACAGAAGCGUGUCAAACAAGCAAAAGAAAUGGCAGAAAAAGAGAAAUUAGAAAGGCAGCUAAAGAAAAAACGCCUCUUAGAAAAGAAUCGUGAGGGAGAAGAGACUGGAGUGAUGGAUAGCCUGCUAGAGGCCCUGCAAUCCGGCGCUGCUUUCAGAGACAGAAGAAAACGGACUCCAAGGCCUAAAGACUGGCACGAAAAUAUUAGUCCAUCUUCAGAGAGGCCUGUUCUAAAGUCUCGUAACUAUGAAAACCAAAAACCUCAAUUUGAGAGGUCACGCUCGCGACCAAAUAUCCAUUCUAACUCAACAAGGGCUCCAGUUGCUAAGGAACUCAAUUAUGAGAUGGAAACUCAUUCUUCUUCCAAAGGAAGCAAGGUUAUUAGUAGAAAAGAGGCUUGUAAUGCAGAAAUCAACAGAGAGAAGGCACCAGGUCAUGGCUCUGCAGCCAAAGCCGAGUCUAUUCCUGAAGUUGAAGCUCUCCUGGCACGGCUGCGCGCUCUCUAAAAAUACACUGCAAAUAUAAUAAUUGCCACCAACAUUUGAUGGCAAAGCCAACUACAUCUUGUCUUAUAUGCAAAUGUUGUAUUGCACAGUUCUUAGGAUGCUCGUAGAUUGAAAGGGGAUUUCUUGUUGUACUACCUAUUUAGUCUGCUAAAUGGCUAUGAAUGUAAGAUGUAUUUCUAUGUUUUUGUUGUGUUUAAGCAUAACAGGUACAUCACGAGGUUUUAGCCUGCAAUGUCACCGGUAAAGGUUUUGCAAUAUACUCCAAGAACUUAACACAUAACAAAAAAUAAGAAUAUUAAGGCUACACUAGUGAUUCCUUUAAUUCCUUUGCAGAUAUAGCUAUGCAUACCUGUAUAUCGCCCAGUGCAGUGGGAAUCCGAGCUGCCAGCUGUAGUUCCUGUACAUUAAAUAGGUUCAACAGUGUGCAGUACUUGCCCCAAGGAGGGAGUAGUCUCAUCAGCAAAUGAUUUUUCUUUCAGCCAUAAUAUGUCACGCUGCAAUCACUUAUUCAGGGCUAUGGCAAGGGCACACAGUAAUACAAAAGUUCUGGAAUGGCCUAUCAGUACUUUCCAUUACCUGCAAUUGGGAGCAUCUCUAGUAGCAGACGAUUAAGGAUUAGCCAUGGCACUUCUGCUUGUAGACAUUAGGAACUAGCAACCCCAAGUUUUUGGAGCAGUCGAGCAAUACUUGUGCCACCUGUCUUGGGUGAGAACUAAAGCCACAUAUAUUGGCAUUAAUGUUGCACAUGAAAAGCUCUGAGGAAAUGUUUGUGGAACUACAUCUUUAUAAAAGUAUUAUAUAUACAUCCCUGGGGCUCCUUGUUAUAAAUGUUCAUUUAUUGGUUUUAGUCAUGUGACUUAGAGUCACUCACAUUCCACAUGUAUUUUGAAGCACUACCCUUCUGCAUUUCACCUGCCCAUUUCUAUGCAAAGAAAUGUGUUUCCACACUGCCCAUAAAUAUGUAUGGAUUUGCAUACUAAAGGUCUCUGAAUGGAAGCAACACUACGUAGGAUGAAAAGAUCAUUUUUGAAAUACCUCUCAUUUGGAUAUCUAUAACUAUCUCAGUGCAAAGUCCAUAGCCUGGGUCUCAUUCAUAAGCGCUUGCUCUAUCGUUAUUCAUGUCUCUUUAUGGUUAUUGGCCUUUGUUACUGUACACAGCUGAAAGUAUUCUAUAUAUUAUAAAAUAUUUAUAUAUGAUAUUCACUGGAAAUGUUUAUUAUUUCAUUGCAUGUGAGGCCUUCUGAUUUGCUAUGCAAAGUUAAUAAAUCUAAUUUAGAAUUUUGACAGCAUGCCUGACUAUUUACAAAGCAUUAGAUUUCCGUAAUGUUUAUAGAAAUCAAACACUUUACUGCAUGUCUCUCAUUUGUUUAAUAGCCUUUUAGAGGGAAAGGUAUUAUUAGCCAUUUAAAAGCUUUAUCUUACAUAGAUAUCCUUAGUUAUCCUGAAAUAACCAAAAAAAAAAAGUAGAAUUUCUUUUUAACUACCAGUGAAAUGAACUAAUACUGAUUUGCACUGUACUGUAUAUUCCUUCAUUUACAUUGUGUUUCAGAGUAUAAGCAAAUAUUCAGUGUGCUUUAUCCUUACGCUAUAAUGAUGCCUUCCCGCUAUCACUGUAAAUAAAAAAGUCAUGCUGUUUUA
Messenger RNA from Xenopus tropicalis (tropical clawed frog), 5360 nucleotides. RefSeq names its product diaphanous related formin 3 (gene diaph3). Gene Ontology annotation, cellular component: cytoskeleton; cytoplasm. Gene Ontology annotation, biological process: actin cytoskeleton organization. The transcript is spliced from 29 exons. The coding region runs from base 234 to 3722 and encodes 1162 amino acids. Gene Ontology annotation, molecular function: actin binding; small GTPase binding. The record is from RefSeq and is a predicted model, not a curated record. NCBI's taxonomy places the organism in Eukaryota, Metazoa, Chordata, Amphibia, Anura, Pipidae.